Messenger RNA from Ogataea haglerorum, 2463 nucleotides. RefSeq lists its product as uncharacterized. Gene Ontology annotation, molecular function: 3'-tRNA processing endoribonuclease activity. The transcript has a single exon. The coding region runs from base 1 to 2463 and encodes 820 amino acids. The record is from RefSeq and is a predicted model, not a curated record. Gene Ontology annotation, cellular component: mitochondrion. Gene Ontology annotation, biological process: mitochondrial tRNA 3'-end processing. Lineage: Eukaryota; Fungi; Ascomycota; Pichiomycetes; Pichiales; Pichiaceae.
AUGAGGUUCCAGCUCAUAGUCACAAACCACCCGACGGCCGAAAUAGCCCGCCCUUCGGUGUUUGUGACAGACUCGGUGACCGGCAAGCGGCAUUUUAUAGGUCAAGUGCCGGAAGGUCUACAGAGGCAAUGCAAUGAAAUGGGCUUUAGAACCUCUAGAUUGGACACUAUGUUUCUCACGGGCAUUAUGGACUGGACAGCAAUAAGCGGGCUGCCUGGACUUAUUCUUACCGUUGCAGAUCAAGGGCUAAAAGACCUCCAAGUGGUGCACACUGGAAACAAUAUUCUUCAGUAUGUGGUUGCAUCCUGGAGGUAUUUUGUCUUCCGCUUCGGACUGAAGCUGAAAAUUGACGAUUUGGAUGUAUACAAAUCUGACGCAUACAAAGUGAAAGCAGUGAAUAUCAAAUCGGCAAGCCAAAAACACAUGAAGCUUAGCAAAGCAUUCGAUCGCGUAUCUGAUCUGGUGCAGUACAUCUUUCUCAUAAAGACAGGAAUGGGCAAUACUGGGCGCGCUCUCAUGAAUAUUGAGAUACCGUCCGAUGUCCACAAUCCAAAAGUGUCCGCAAAUUACAUUAUGACGGGGAACCCUAUCCGUGGAAGAUUUUUGGUUGAAAAAGCCAAGGAGCUAGGAUGUCCGAGGCAGAAGUAUAAGAACUUGUGCAACUUUCAGAGCGUGACGCUCGACGAUGGCACUGAAAUCAAGCCCGAACAGGUUUUGGAGCCCCAAAGGACGUUUGAUAGUAUCUUAUUCCUUGACAUUCCUGGUCCGGAGUAUUUGCAAAACACUAUAAAGCACGACUGGAAGAGCGAGCUCUCGGGAAAAAAAUAUUCAGCAGUUUACCAUUUCGUUGAUGAAUCGGUCAAUGAUGUGCUCGAUCUCCCAGAAUACCAGCAAUUCAUUAGAUCGUUCGGCCCUGACACCUACCACUUUAUUUCUCACCGACAAUACGUUCCCGAUACAUUGAACUUUCUGGCGUCGUAUGUCGUCUCUUUGAAGUGGCACGCUUUGCUUCCAGAUCUGUUUCCUCUUUUCAGAUGGAGCGAUCAGCCCGAAAAGCAGAUACCAGAAGGCUUAUCCAACGUGCGGCCGAUGCUAUGUGGCCAAACUCUUGGUUUCGGGCCUGGCGUGACCUCGAUCAUGAGAGCCAACAGUUGUACCAGCACAGACGAAGUGGUCAAGACUGUGCGAAACGCUUAUGCAGAAGAAAUAGCUCCGUUGCAGCUUUCAAAUUUUGUUUCUGAAGAAGAGUUUGUGAAGCUAGCUACCGCUCCUCCAAAUAAUAAACUGAAGCAUGCUCCGGACAGACGUCGGCCUUUGAAGGAACAAGUUGAAGUUCUGGUUCUGGGAACGGGCUCGGCGCUGCCGUCUAAGCUCAGAAACGUGAUCUCUAAUGCUGUGAGAGUGCCAACCGAGUCUGGCUACCGAACCAUAUUCCUGGACGCUGGCGAAAACACCCUGGGCAGCAUCAACAAGCUGUACUCGCAGGAAGACGUUGCCACGCUUUUCAGAGAGCUGAAAGUGGUGUAUUUGUCGCAUCUACACGCUGACCACCACAUCGGCAUAGUCGCACUACUACAGAAAUGGUGCCAGGUAAGAAGCGAGCACGACAAACUGUAUGUCGUGGCUCCAUGGCAAUACGAGAAGUUUCUCGUUGAACUGCAGCGUAUUGACAGCACUCUGGAUCUGGCGAAUAUCGUGUACCUGAGUUGCGACCAGUUCAACUCCGGCAAGGUCCGGCCCGAGUUCGAGCAGAUACCUAUCGAGGAUGUUCCCGAGAAUGAGACUCUCAAGGCGAGAGGUACGCAAAUAGAGCCCAGAAAAAAUAUUCAGCUGCAGAGCCAGCUGUACAAAGACGCCGGUCUUAAUGCCAUAAAGACAUGCUACGCCUUCCAUUGCGAAUAUUCGUAUAGCUGUGUGCUGGACUUUGCAGUCGGCUCGGAGUCGUUCAAAGUUGCGUACUCCGGAGACACGAGGCCGCGACAGGCUUUCGCGAAACUCGGCUACGACUGCGAUCUGCUGGUGCACGAGGCCACUUUGGAGGACGACAAGUACGAAGACGCCAUCGAAAAGAGACACAGCACGACGUUGGAGGCCGUGCAGAUGGGCAUUUUGAUGAAGACCAAGAAGCUGCUACUGACACAUUUCAGCCAACGGUACCGCUACUGUUCGAGCGCAGCCAAGGUGUACGAGAAGUUGCAGAAUCCACUCCGUAGCAACAGUGAAGUGGACCCGCGUUCACCGAUUCUCAAAGUGCCUCUGAUCGCCGAUAUGGUCGACAAUGCACCCCGGAUUGAAGCGAUUAUCGCGUUUGACAACAUGCAUAUUCCGAUGGACAAGUUUGGGCUCCAGAAAAAAGUUUUCCAAGCUCUCGGAGACAAGCUUGAACGACUGUUCAACUCCGAUGCGGAGGAGAACAUGCAAGAGGAAAACCCGCAAAACAACAAAAAACGCAGGGCUACAUAG